Messenger RNA from Triticum aestivum (bread wheat), 540 nucleotides. Its product is annotated as dual specificity testis-specific protein kinase 1. The coding region runs from base 1 to 537 and encodes 178 amino acids. The transcript has 2 exons. NCBI's taxonomy places the organism in Eukaryota, Viridiplantae, Streptophyta, Magnoliopsida, Poales, Poaceae. The record is from RefSeq and is a predicted model, not a curated record.
AUGGGGUUAUCCCCUCCCUAUCUCCCCUCCUCUCCCUCUCUCCCCUCCUCUCCCUCCCUCCCACGCAUCUCACCCACCGCCGCCCAAGCACCCCGCCGCCCCGCCGACGCCGACGCCGGUCCCCGCCGCCUGCUUCCGCCCGACUUCGAUUCGCGAUUGGAUUGCCAAGGCCGCUCGCCGCCGCCGGAGGAGGUCGGGGAAAGGCAGCCACCAGCCAACCGUCCACGCGAGGCGCGACGGAGUUCCCGCUCCGCUGCUUGGACCCGGAACAGCACGUACCUACGAGAUCGACCGGCUCACAGAGCGCGGCCAGAGCAGCUUCUGUUCCCACCAACGCCGUACCCUGCGGCAGAACAGCGCGCGACGCCUUCGCCCUGUGCUCGUGGCGACGCCGGGCGAGCAGCCGAGCACGCGCCCCUGGCCCGGCCCCGCGGCAAGGCAACACCGCGGCUGGUUUAUUCCUCGUGGUCUCUCGCCAUAAUGCUCCCUCCGCCUAGUCCACGUCCACUGGUUGCUGCUCAUCAUCCCAGUGCAUGACAG